Myzus persicae (green peach aphid) is the source of this 467-nucleotide messenger RNA. RefSeq lists its product as uncharacterized. The record is from RefSeq and is a predicted model, not a curated record. The coding region runs from base 37 to 447 and encodes 136 amino acids. The transcript is spliced from 3 exons. Lineage: Eukaryota; Metazoa; Arthropoda; Insecta; Hemiptera; Aphididae.
AGGUCGAAAAGAAACCCUGCACGAGAUGAUGGAGGCAUGGGUUCGAUCGAAUGGUCGUUACCAAUUUCCAAGACCGGCAACAAUGUUAAUGGCGCCAAGAAAGAAGAACUUACUCAAGUCAUAGCAAAGAGGAUGAUGAAAAGUCGUGCAGGAGGCUAUAAAGGCAUGGAUUCGGUCGAAUGGUUGUCACCAAAUUCCAGGAACAUCAACAAUGUUUAUGGGGCAAAGAAAGAAGAACUUACUCAAGUCAUAGCCAAGAGGGAUAAACGGAUUUCCAAGUUUAACAUUAUUGGUGGUUAUGGAAACAGUGGUUUGGACCAGUUCAGCACCAGUACAGUUGCAACAACGUCAAAAUAUAUUGACUACGACAAAUUGCGCUGGAAAUGGAUUGCAACAGGGGGAAUGAAAAAUGAACCCUGUGGCUACUUUAGUUAUAUUCGGUGCUAGUGAAGAUCUCGCUGAACAGU